This is a messenger RNA of Suillus paluster, 879 nucleotides long. RefSeq lists its product as uncharacterized. Bases 1 to 879 code for a protein of 292 amino acids. The record is from RefSeq and is a predicted model, not a curated record. The transcript is spliced from 4 exons. NCBI's taxonomy places the organism in Eukaryota, Fungi, Basidiomycota, Agaricomycetes, Boletales, Suillaceae.
AUGGCAACUUCUUCUAACCCAACAGAACAAAAUUGGCAUCCAUCCAGUCUUCUUCCCUACGAUGCGCUCCCGAAUCACCAUGAUGACUUUGACUCGAUGGUUUUUAACGCGAAGUCCACUGCUGGGACUGGAACCAAUUUUACGACCGCGCUGCUGUUGCAUCACUACAGGGGUUUCCAUUAUAGCAACUCGGGGAGUUUCCUCGGUGGCACCGGUGAUGGGACAGUGCUGUCGGCAGAGGCACUGACACUGAUACUCGACUUACUCGUUACGAUAUGCACGGAGUUCACAGGCUUCGUACAUGGCAUCUCGUUGCGCUCCGCGCUAGCCUCAGAGUCUCGACUUCCUUUCAACACCAAUCUCCGCCUUCUGACUGCAGCUUGUGGAUGGAGAAACCCCAAUGGCGCCCUGCUUAAUGGUAUCAUGGCUGUCCUCAUUAUAUCCUACACCUCAACAUCACUUAUCCUAUAUGAUGAUUUUACUGUAAAAGAUGAUACGGAUAUUGUCAUGGAUAUUGCCAUUGCAGGGUUACCUCUCCUAUUCCUGGGCGUCGCACUUCUUCUGCAGGUCGUGAUCGCAUUAUCAGGGAUGCGAGCUGUCAAAAUAUUGACGUGGAGCUCCUCACCUUUCGACUUAACCGCCGCCCUGGUCCACCACAGUCGAUUGAUCCCGGUUCCUUUCCAGUGCAUCAUGCGCUGGAUGGACAGCGCUCGCCACUUAUUUAGUGAAGAUGCAUGGGCGCCGGUGAUGUGGUGGGGCCACAAGGGAGACGGAAUCCCGUAUUGUUAUGCUGGAACGAGCGAUCAUCCGCUGCCGGAUGUGAAAAUGGACUGCGUUUAUGCUGGUUCCGGUGUCGACUCCCCUGCAAUUGUCCCGUGA